This is a messenger RNA of Seriola aureovittata, 1457 nucleotides long. It is a transcript of the gene lsm4, whose product is annotated as LSM4 homolog, U6 small nuclear RNA and mRNA degradation associated. Gene Ontology annotation, biological process: spliceosomal snRNP assembly; nuclear-transcribed mRNA catabolic process; P-body assembly. The coding region runs from base 133 to 642 and encodes 169 amino acids. Gene Ontology annotation, molecular function: U6 snRNA binding. NCBI's taxonomy places the organism in Eukaryota, Metazoa, Chordata, Actinopteri, Carangiformes, Carangidae. The record is from RefSeq and is a predicted model, not a curated record. Gene Ontology annotation, cellular component: P-body; spliceosomal tri-snRNP complex; U6 snRNP. The transcript is spliced from 5 exons.
CAAUACUCCACGUUUUUGCCCUGUGGCGCCGGAAACGCAUUUAGGACAAGAAGAAGAAUAUAGGAGGUAAAAUCGUGUGGUUGAAGGGCCAAGACAGAAACUAAGACAAAAUCAAAAAGAGAUACUAUCACAAUGCUUCCCCUGUCUCUGCUGAAGACUGCCCAGAACCAUCCUAUGCUGGUGGAGCUGAAGAACGGAGAGACAUACAACGGUCACCUCGUCAGCUGUGACAACUGGAUGAACAUCAACCUGAGAGAAGUCAUCUGCACUUCCAGGGAUGGAGAUAAGUUCUGGAGGAUGCCUGAGUGCUACAUCAGAGGAAGCACCAUCAAGUAUCUGCGAAUCCCCGACGAGAUCAUCGACAUGGUGAAGGAGGAGGUGGUGUCGAAGGGCCGCGGUCGGGGAGGCGCCCAGCAGAACAAACAGCAGGGCAAAGGAAGAGGAGGAGCCGGCAGAGGUCUGUUUGGCGGUCGUGGCAGAGGAAUGACCGGCCCUGGUCGAGGCCAGCAGCAGCAGCAGCAGCAGCAGCAGCAACAACAACAACAACAACAGCAGCAGCAGCAGCAGCAGCAACAACAGCAGCAGCAGCAGCAGCAGGAUAAGAAACCAGGCAAACCACAGGGAAUGAAGAACCAGCACUGACAGAUAACAUGGCACCGUCAACAGCACAUCCUCUUAUUCAGAGCAAUUACUCCUUCAGUACAUGAAGAUAAAAUUAACUCUCUGGUGUUUUCUUCUGCUGAGCUGUUCGUCAGGACUGACCAUGGCAAAAAUCACACUGGGAGAAGUUGAGAGAAGCUGUGCAUUUGCACUGAGUUUUGUUUUGUUUUUUAGCAUCUGUAAGUUGGUGUUAACAUUUUUUAUAACCAUAAACCAGUGUAUCAGUCAGAGCUCAUAAACCUCUCCUCUAGUAUCAAUUUGUAAUAUGUAUCAUUACAACUUUACAUUUUAUAUAUAUAAAAGGUUUUCCCUCAGUUGGUACACUGGAGUGAGGUUUUUAUGUUUAGGUUGUUUUUUUUGGUCGUUUGCUUGUCAACUUGUCUCCUCAGGUGUAGUUUUCAUUGGUGAAGAAACUGCCCAGCCCCAACUUUUGUUGCAUGAAUAUUUUUUUUUAACUUGCUCUUUAUUUCUGUGUUGUUUGUGACGUUCUGUCGUUUGCAACCUUUUAGUUUGGCUGCUGCACUGAACAAUGCGACCACAGCAGGUGAUAACAGUAGACCAGCAGUCACCAGAUGACGAUUCAGUCCCUGAAAAUGAAUACACUUUUGUUAAAGCAUUUGUAAGACAACACAUAAUGAUGCUGGGGGGGAAAAAAAAAAGGUUUCUCAUGUUCUUAAGUCUGACAUGGAUGAGUCCAACAUGUGUAAAGUUGGUCGGGUUUCAUUUUAUUUUUGUAACAAAAGACGAUGUUGUAAUUUAUUUACAUGAGAACAUGAGAAUAAAACAACUUUUGUUAA